This is a messenger RNA of Mesitornis unicolor (brown roatelo), 770 nucleotides long. RefSeq names its product beta-crystallin B1. Gene Ontology annotation, molecular function: structural constituent of eye lens. The record is from RefSeq and is a predicted model, not a curated record. NCBI's taxonomy places the organism in Eukaryota, Metazoa, Chordata, Aves, Mesitornithiformes, Mesitornithidae. Gene Ontology annotation, biological process: visual perception; lens development in camera-type eye. The coding region runs from base 53 to 763 and encodes 236 amino acids. The transcript is spliced from 6 exons.
CGCUCACUCCAACAAGAAGCAGCAGCUGCCCAGACUUGAGCCCAACACCGCGAUGUCUGAGACCACAAAACCCGCGGCUCCCGGCCUGGCUGCGGAGGAGAAGGAGAAGGUGGCCCCAGCGCCAACUCCAUCCCUCGACCCUGCUCCCGUUGCAAACAGCAAAGGCGAGGAGCCCUCCACAGAAGCCUUCAGGAUCGUUGUCUUCGACCAGGAGAACUUCCAGGGCAGGCAGAUGGAGUUCACCACCGAGUGCCUGAACCUGGGUGACCACGGCUUCGACCGGGUGCGCAGUGUCAUUGUCACCUCUGGACCCUGGGUGGCCUACGAGCAGGCCAACAUGCGCGGGGAGAUGUUCAUCCUGGAGAAGGGGGAGUACCCUCGCUGGGACACCUGGUCCAGCAGCUACCGGAGCGACUGCUUCAUGUCCAUGCGUCCCAUCAAAAUGGAGGCUGAGGACCACAAAAUCUCCCUGUAUGAGUCUGCUGACUUCAAGGGCAACAAGAUGGAGAUCCAGGAGGAUGAUGUGCCCAGCCUCUGGGCUUAUGGCUUCUGCGACCGCGUGGGCAGCGUGCAGGUGCCCAGUGGAACCUGGGUUGGGUACCAGUACCCUGGCUACAGAGGCUACCUCUUUGAGACCGGAGACUUCCGACACUGGAACGAGUGGUCUGCCUUCCAGCCCCAGAUCCAGUCCAUCCGCCGCAUCCGGGACAUGCAGUGGGACCAGAAGGGCACCUUCGUCACCCCCGACGCGCCCUCCGACUGAGCGUGCC